This is a messenger RNA of Stereum hirsutum FP-91666 SS1, 602 nucleotides long. RefSeq names its product glycopeptide. The coding region runs from base 20 to 490 and encodes 156 amino acids. The record is from RefSeq and is a predicted model, not a curated record. The transcript has 7 exons. Lineage: Eukaryota; Fungi; Basidiomycota; Agaricomycetes; Russulales; Stereaceae.
CCGCUCAUCCUCAUCCACUAUGUUCGCCGCUACUUCUAUCCUUUUGACGGCCUACUUUGCCCUCGUCCUUUCUCUAGUCCAGGCAGAGUCGCACACCGUCAGUUUCAAUAACAAGUGUGGAUAUGGAACCCCGAAUUUAAUUGUUAACGGAGAAACGCUUUCUUCUGGUGCUAACUACACUUCGGAUGGCCCUCUGUCGGGUGCCAUUGCCUACCUUCAAUCUGGCUCGUGUGGCGACAACGGCGAGAAUUGUACCCUCGUAGAGACCACACUUCUUAACUCUAUCUGGGGCUCUAGCACCGAUAUCUCUCUCAUCUCACCGCACAAAUUCAACGAGAAAACGAGCUUCCAGUAUACAAAUGGGUGCGAGGACGACGGGGCCACUUGCACAGACGAAGACUGCAAGGACGCGUUCCACGCCUUUUAUGAAACGUUCGUGCAGGUCGCGUGCACUGCAGAUAACGUCGGCCUCGAGAUCUCCUUCUGCUAAUUUCAGUCCUUUGAUCCCACUUCCUCGGUGAGGAAGUGGGAUUCUACCACUCGCUAGACGAGAACCUGUAGCUCCGAAUAGAAGGUCACAUCUGUAUCAUUUAGUGCUCUUC